This is a messenger RNA of Penicillium soppii, 1416 nucleotides long. RefSeq names its product glycosyltransferase. The transcript has 3 exons. Lineage: Eukaryota; Fungi; Ascomycota; Eurotiomycetes; Eurotiales; Aspergillaceae. The record is from RefSeq and is a predicted model, not a curated record. Gene Ontology annotation, molecular function: UDP-glycosyltransferase activity. The coding region runs from base 1 to 1416 and encodes 471 amino acids.
AUGUCACCCCCAACACAGACUAUCCUGUUCCUCACCAGCCCCGAACACGGUCAAUCAAACGUGGCACUCGCAGUGGCCAGUGAGUUCCUGCACCGCGGCGAGUUCGAGGUCCAUAUCGCCUCUUUCAGUGGUUUAUCGGCUCGCAUACAGGAAAUCAACAGUCAAACCGACCAUGACCGAGCCAUCCGCUUCCAUACAAUUGAAGGCCUAAGCAUAUCUGAAGUAACGGCACGGAAGACAACCAAUAUAGCCCAUGUAGCGGGUAUUGCAGGAACGCUUGACGGAUGCAACAAAAUCAACUGCUCCGUACUAGGGUGGAAGCCCGAGGAGUACCUGCGAUCAUAUAGAAGCUGUCUCGAGAUUUUGAAAGAAGUUCGCCCGGUUAUUGUGGUUGCUGAUCCACUACUGCAUCUUGGCCUAGAUGCAGCUCGCAGUCUUCAUAUGCGGAUUGUAAUUCUUUGGCCUGUUCCUUUGAAAGACGUUGUGAUAACCGUUCAGCCCAAAGCGGGACUAUUUUGGAAAUAUCCUCUCACUGGCUCAGGAUAUCCUUUCCCUCUUCCGUGGACUCUGAUCCUUGCGAACAUAUACAUGGUCCUGUGUUUCGCGCUCAUUGUUCGAUUUGGAAAGCCAAUGCGCGACAUCCUCAAAAUGCGAAAAAAAGCAGGCAUCCGGACAGAUUUCCCCCACAUAUCGCCAUACUGCAAAGACAACCUGCACCUUUCGCCGUCGUUCCCGGAGAUGGACUUCCCACUAUAUGUACCCGACAACGUGAUCAGCUGCGGGCCAAUCCUUCGGCCAUCUUCACCACUUGCAUCUAGCGAGCCGAGAUUGAACGCAUGGCUGAAACAGCCAACGAUUUUGAUUUGUCUUGGAUCUCACGUUCAAGCCCCAGAAGAUGACGCGUUGCAAAUGACGAGGGCCAUUCAAAAUGUCUUACAAGACUGUCCUAACAUACGGGUUUUGUGGAAGCUCAAGUAUGACUGGGAAACCUCGUCAAGAGUCAAAAACCUGCUUGGUCCUCUUGUGACCUCAGACAAAGUAAAGGUUGUCUCGUGGAUCCAGCCAGAGAUAAUAUCAAUAUUGGAAAGCGGACAUGUCGUUGCGUACGUUCAUCACGGAGGAGCGAAUUCGUUCUUCGAAGCUUGCAAGGGGGGAAUCCCACAGGUCAUCCUCCCACAAUGGUUUGAUACAUAUGAUUGCCCCUCGCGAGUAGAGUGGCUGGGCAUUGGUCUGCACGGGAGUCGUGGCGUAGCGCCAAAGAUAGCUGCACCACAAUUAUCUUCGGCGCUGCUGCAGGUUAUCAAGGAUAGAGAGAUUCAAUCACGGGCCAGGGCAAUCGGAGAGGUCUGCAAGAGGACAGAGGGUAGAGUUUUUGCUCAUGAUAAGAUCGUGGAGUAUACGCAGAAAGAUUUUUGA